Lachancea sp. 'fantastica' is the source of this 2226-nucleotide messenger RNA. Lineage: Eukaryota; Fungi; Ascomycota; Saccharomycetes; Saccharomycetales; Saccharomycetaceae. The record is from the annotation of a GenBank genome assembly.
AUGGUGGCCCGCGGCAAGUUUAGCAAUGUCGAUGACUUCGUUCCAACUAUCAGUGACAGUGAGAACGAAGUCCCCGAUCUAGACGAUUCAGAAGACGAAAGCGUAGUCAAGAAUGAGACUAAAAGUGAUGGAAAGCAAAGCAAGAAACAGAAGUCGAAAUCGAAAGCAGCGGUCGAAAUUGACGAGGAUGUUCAUGAAGAUCUGAAUCCAGGCUUCAAAUUCGACCUUGGUGGAUCCGAACUAUCCACUGGCUUCGAUGGCUGGGCUUUUGAUGGUGACGCAAAAGCUGACGACGCCAAUAAAGAUGUUGAUUUGGAUGGUAUUAUCAGACGGAAGGGUGGUCUCAUCAAACUAGCAGGUACAGAAAAUAGUGACGAGGAAGAGAUGGAAGAAGAGGAGAAAGAAAAUGAAAGUGCAAAUGAGGAGGAAGACGAUGAAGACCUGGCUUUGGAUGGCUUUGGAAUGGGUGCUACUGAAAAGGCAAGAGAAAGUUCUGUCGAUGAGCACAGCGAAAGCGAAACCGGCGGCGAAAGCGAAGAACAAGUUUCUGACGCAGAAGAUGAAAACCCGGAAGAAAACGCUACAGAGGUGCAGUUGGAUGACACAGAAGAGGCCAAGGCAGAGUUUUAUGCUCCCGAUGAGGAGAGUUCCGAGGCUAAAAAGACAGUUCACACAAAUUUCAACUCUUUGUCUCUCUCCCGUCCUGUUUUGAAAGGCUUGGGUGCUCUCAACUACGUGAAGCCUUCCCCUAUCCAGAGCGCCACUAUUCCUAUCGCCCUGUUGGGGAAAGAUAUCAUUGCCGGUGCUGUGACUGGUUCUGGUAAAACAGCCGCUUAUAUGAUCCCAAUUAUCGAGCGGUUGCUUUACAAGCCCGCACAGGUCUCAUCUACCCGCGUAAUUGUCCUUACCCCAACUCGUGAAUUAGCUAUCCAGGUCUCAGACGUUGGUCGUAAGCUGUCCAAGUUCGUUAGCAGUAUUACCUACGGACUAGCAGUGGGUGGUUUGAACUUAAGACAACAAGAGCAGAAUUUGAGAUCUCGUCCAGAUGUAGUUAUCGCUACUCCUGGUCGUCUCAUUGACCACAUCAGAAAUUCCGCUAGUUUUAAUGUCGAGUCCGUCGAGGUUCUAGUCAUCGAUGAGGCUGAUCGAAUGCUGGAAGAAGGGUUUCACGAUGAACUGACGGAGAUCAUGUCCCUCAUCCCAAGCAAGCGUCAAACUUUACUAUUUUCUGCCACUAUGAAUGCCAAGAUCAAUCAACUAAUAUCCCUGUCGCUCAAAAAGCCAGUUAAAAUAAUGAUAGAUCCGCCAAGACAAGUGGCAUCCCAGCUGACGCAAGAAUUUGUCCGUAUCCGUAAGAGAGAAGACUUGAAGCCAGCUCUGCUAUUUCAUCUGAUAAAGAAGCUGGACGAUUAUGGUCAAAAGAGGAUUGUUGUCUUCGUGGCCAGAAAAGAGAUGGCUCACAAGUUGAGAAUUAUUCUCGGUCUGCUAGGCAUGAAAGUUGCCGAGCUACACGGGUCUUUAUCCCAGGAACAACGUCUUCAGGCUGUAAAUGGAUUUAAGACACUUGAAGUGCCGGUACUUAUAUGUACAGAUUUGGCUUCCAGAGGUUUGGAUAUUCCAAAGAUUGAAUUUGUUAUCAACUUCGAUAUGCCAAAAACCUAUGAAAUCUACCUCCAUAGGGUUGGUCGUACUGCCAGAGCUGGUAGGGAGGGUCGUUCUAUCACUUUUGUGGGCGAAUCCUCUCAAGACAGAAAUGUGGUUAAAAGUGCUAUCAAGUCCGCGGAAGAGAACAACAAGCAGGACACUGUGGUGGGAAGAAUGGUUGACUGGACUCGGGUCGAAGAAAUCAACGGACUCAUCUCGAACAAAGAAGAGGUCAUUGGCGAGAUUUUAGAAGAGGAGAAAGAGGAAAAGGAUAUUUUGAGGGCAGAAAUGCAAGUGCGUAAGAGUGAGAACUUGUUAAAGCAUAAAACCGAAAUCUCUUCAAGGCCUAGAAGAACUUGGUUUCAAUCCGAAGCAGAAAAAAAGAAUUCCAAGAUCAUGAACACACUAUCGAAAAAUAAGAAGGAGGUUAACAGUAAGAAGAGAAAAAGAAUGGAGGCCACCGAAGACCGCUCUCGCUCCUAUAAAAAAACUCAGAAGGAUCGUAGCACAGAUCAACAAAGAACAUAUGCCAAGCAAAAGGCAAAAGUCGAUGCUAAAAAGAGAAAGCAAGCGAGAAAAUAG